CGGGUCGAGCGGCGACAGGAUGGCAGAGGCGUCAGAAGCCAACAUGCAGGAUCUGAUUGAGGUCCUGCAGCGCGUGCUCGAGGAUAACAAGGACCGCAAGGUUCGUGUGCGUAACGUUCACAUUGAUGGCGUCAAGCGAACAGCCCCCUGGCUGCUGCAGCAGCAGGCAGCACCCUUGCUUGAAUGCACUACGCUGGGAGACGUGCUGGAGGAGGCCGACUACACUUGCAGCAAGAUCAAGUCCCUCAACGUUUUUCCUAACGUAUCUGCCGAAGUAGACCGUAGCUUGGCACAACCACUUCAAGACGAUGGGGUGGAGGAACUUGACAUUAAUUUUCAGAUUCGGGAGAGUCGACUCGUGUCUGGUGGUACUGGCGUCACCGUUGGCAACAACCAAGGAACUGCCACUUUUAGUAUCAAUCUGAACAAUCUGGCCGGAGUUGCAGAUCAGGUCUCCUUUACUACCUCACGCACCUCGAAGGGUCAAGUGGGCUACCAAGCCGCUUAUAGUCUCCCGUUCUUGGGCAGCCCAUUCUCGCCACUUCGCUUUGAGCUUGCCAAGACACAAUUGGAGCUGCAGCAGCACGGCGCUUUUCUGGACAAUCGCUAUGCCGCCGUUGAGCUACAGCAGAGGUACUUUGGGGUCGACCAUAGCUUCCGACUCGAGUCUUCAUGGCGCCAUAUCCACCGCGCUGCCGCAGAUGUGCCGUUUCUGCUGCGCGAACAAAUGGGCCACACCUUGAAAAACGCUGCCAGCUACACGCUCAAGAUGCAGGCCUUUCCCGAGUCGGAUCAAUUCGACUUGGCCAUGCGCAUCUCGGCCGAGGCCGCAGGCGGACAACUGGGCGGCGACAUUCAUCAUUCGAAAAUCGAAGCCUCUGCCGAUGCUCAGAGCAUCUGGGACCUGUGCACAUUGCGCCUGAGUGGGCGCCUGGGCUAUGGCACCGCGCAGCCCCUGCCCCUGGCCGUGAAGCAAGCCACCCCACAUCGGCCACUGCACUUGGCGGAUCGCUACUGCCUGGGCGGCGUGCUGAACGUUCGUGGCUUCAAGCACAUGCGAAUUGGUGAUGCCGCCGGUACAUAUGCGCAGGGCGGGUCGGCUUACUGGGCUGCCGCGGCACAUGCAUAUUUCCCCUUUCCCAAGCUGCAAGACACCCUCGGCUCAUCCGUGCAGCUGCAUGCCUUUGCUAAUGCUGGUUCAGUGGCCUCGCAAGCCAAGCAGUUGUGGCAUCCAGGACGGAUUGCGGCCAGCUAUGGUCUCGGCAUUUUUGCACAGGCCCAGCUGUGUCAGCUGGAGCUCAACUAUACCUUGCCCUUCCAGACGGGCGGGGCGCCCACUCAACCGGGCUUUUCCAUUGCCGUCGGCUGGGAGUUUUUGUAGACAUUACGGCAGGAAACGGGCGACAUGUAUUUGCUUCUCCGUGAAUCGCCAAUUGUUCACUGGCCAGAAUAGAGUAAA
Monosiga brevicollis MX1 is the source of this 1459-nucleotide messenger RNA. RefSeq lists its product as uncharacterized. The record is from RefSeq and is a predicted model, not a curated record. Gene Ontology annotation, biological process: mitochondrial respiratory chain complex assembly; protein insertion into mitochondrial outer membrane. Gene Ontology annotation, cellular component: outer membrane; SAM complex. The transcript has 7 exons. The coding region runs from base 20 to 1381 and encodes 453 amino acids. NCBI's taxonomy places the organism in Eukaryota, Choanoflagellata, Craspedida, Salpingoecidae.